AUGCAGGAACCAGACUGUUUUGAUCCUAGUAGCCAGUUAUCCAUAAAUCAGAAAUAUUUUAACAAAAAUAUUGGAUUAAAUUCGUAUGACAACAUAUUCUGGGAAAAAGGUGUUAAUGACAAAAAUUAUGAAAAGUCAUGUUUUUGUCUUUCGUGGAAUCAUUCAUUUCAUCGGAAUACAAAACAAUACGGCAGUACACUUCAAGGGCAAAGUAAAUUUAGCAUUUUGAGUAAUCAAAUCAAAUCCUGCAACAGAUAUAUAACAAUUUGGAAAUCGUGCGGAAGAAUGGGUAAUCAAAUGUUUCAAGUUGCAUCUGUUAUUGGAAUUGCUUACCAAUAUGACAUGACACCACUUUUUCCUUACAAAAUGCUUUACAUAUAUUUCAAUUUACCUAAUAGAUAUGAUACAAAUUUACAACAUGUUGAGAACAGCACCAAUUGCUUAUGUUCUAAAACGGCCACCUUUAAGUCUUGCAAGGAAUCGUGGAAUUCAACAAGAACGAAUGUUCCAGUAAGUCCAUUUGUAAAUGCUGGAGAUGAUAUGGCAUUAAAGACAUUGUGUGACCAUGUGAUAGUUACAGCAGGUACAUUUGGAUGGUGGGGUGCAUGGCUCUCCGGUGGCAUAACUGUUUAUUACAAAGGAUAUCCUGGUCAUAAUUUGUCAAACAGGUUUAAUUUAUUUGACUACUAUCCUUCGCAUUGGAUUGGUCUUUAAACUCAUAUUUUGCACUUUUAUUAUCAAAAGCAAUAUUG
Molecule: messenger RNA, 752 nt
Organism: Ruditapes philippinarum (Manila clam)
Lineage: Eukaryota; Metazoa; Mollusca; Bivalvia; Venerida; Veneridae
Exons: 3
Coding region: 1-714 (237 amino acids)
Biological process (GO): carbohydrate metabolic process
Cellular component (GO): membrane
Molecular function (GO): galactoside 2-alpha-L-fucosyltransferase activity
Source: RefSeq, a predicted model, not a curated record